Aureobasidium subglaciale EXF-2481 is the source of this 1353-nucleotide messenger RNA. RefSeq lists its product as uncharacterized. NCBI's taxonomy places the organism in Eukaryota, Fungi, Ascomycota, Dothideomycetes, Dothideales, Saccotheciaceae. The coding region runs from base 1 to 1353 and encodes 450 amino acids. Gene Ontology annotation, molecular function: chloride channel activity. The transcript is spliced from 2 exons. The record is from RefSeq and is a predicted model, not a curated record.
AUGUCUACCGGUUCACCAUCAGUUAACGUCUCUCGUGAGGCAACAUGGAAGGCCCAGGGCUUCCAUGCCUCGUCCCGCAAGCCGCAACCACACCACCUCGAGAUGGAAGACUACUUCGCCGGCCCUCGCGACAUGGCCCGUCACUCGAAGCUGCCCUUCUUCAUGCGCCUUCAUGGCAGUGUCUUGCCCAAGAUGCUGCUUCCUCUGCUAUUUAUCGGCGGUUGGGCUACCGCUGUCACGCUGAUCUCAAAGUGCACAAAGGUUCACCUCGGCAUCAAUUCUCUUUUGCUCACCGUACUGGGUUUCGUCGUCGGUCUGGCGCUGUCCUUCCGCUCGUCAACAGCCUAUGAGCGCUACAACGACGGGCGCAAGUACUGGUCGCAGCUGAUGCUGACUUCCCGCAAUCUGGCUCGCCUGAUCUGGGUGCACGUCGAAGAAAGACACAGCGUGUCGGAAGAGCUGGGGAAACAAGACCUGCUGGCCAAGCUGAGCGCCCUCAACCUCCUCAAUGCCUUUGCCGUCGCCCUCAAGCACCGCCUGCGCUUCGAACCCGCCAUCGAGUACCCCGAUCUGGAGCCGUUGGUCGCCCACCUUGACCUCAUGGCUGGUACCGCCGACCAAGCCGCCCUACGCAGGAGAAAGCCUACACCGUGGAAGUCUGCUGGCGAGUAUCUCGGUGUGUCUUUUGCAGAGUCCAAUCCCCGUAAGCUCAUCAAGCGCGCCAACGACAACCUGGGCAAUCCGCCGCUCGAAAUAUUGACCUAUCUGUCGUCAUACAUGGAGCAUGUCUUCCAGGAGAAGAUCAUGACGGGCCCGAUCCAUCAGACUUGGGCCAUGAACAACAUUGGCUCGCUGGCCGACGUCCUCACCGGCUCGGAACGGGUGCUCAACACUCCUCUGCCCAUUGCCUACACAAUCUCAAUCUCGCAGAUCACCUGGGCUUACGUUCUUGUCCUGCCUUUCCAGCUGCUCAACUACCUCGACUGGGUCACUAUUCCUGGCACCAUGCUUGCCGCCUACAUCAUUCUCGGUCUUUCCAAAAUUGGCACCGAAAUUGAGAACCCCUUUGGCAACGAUGUCAACGAUCUUCCGCUUGACGACUACUGCCGCGAGCUGGCCGCUGAUAUCGACGUUAUGACCAGCACUCCUCCCCCUCGUGUCCAAGACUGGGCUCACACCCCUAAUAACCGUGUGCUUCAUCCUCUCAGCGCCACCGGCUUCGAGGGCUGGGAAAACAGGAGUCUCGAGGACAUUCGCGAGGCUCUCAGAGCAAAGGCCACUACUACAGUCAGAUCCAUUCAUGCUGAGAGGCCAGACACUCCAUUCGCUGAGCCAAAGGUUUCUACAGUCUGA